Messenger RNA from Closterium sp. Naga37s-1, 1788 nucleotides. Lineage: Eukaryota; Viridiplantae; Streptophyta; Zygnematophyceae; Desmidiales; Closteriaceae. The record is from the annotation of a GenBank genome assembly.
AUGGCCCUCAAACACAAGUCCUGCGCUGGGCGCCUCGGCUCCCCGCCGUGGCUCCUCUACUCCAUCCUCUCCUCUCACUGCAACCCGUUGGUCCCCUGGCGUUGGUAUAAACGCCACCCGCCGUUAAUCCCUCCUCCAUCCUUCACCACCAUGGACUCUCACCACAACCCGGACGCCGUCAUGGCUGAUGAUCAGCUCGUUGCAGGGGACGACACGAUCACCGAUCUUGGUGAUUAUGUGCUUGACGACAUCCCUGAUGGCGCCCUGCCUGAGCUUACCGAGGAGCCCGCUGCUAAGAAGCAGUGUGGUGAAGGGACAUCCUCUGGUCCUGCCGGCCCCAGCACUUCUACUGCCGCGCCGCCGGCGCCUCCGCCGAUGCAGUGCUCCAAUUCCUCCGGCAGCUCCGCGGCUACGGCCCCCUCGUCCUCGCGUCCGUCGGCCCCACCAAGGCCGAGGUCUGCUCCGCCCGCUCGCCCUCAGCCCCCUGCCCAGGAAGCCGCGGCUGAACAGCCUGCGUCCGGCUCUGCUUCUAACCUGGCCCUCUCGGUGCGCUUCCGCCAUCUUCGCCGCCACCGUCCCUUAGUGGGUACUGAGCUCCGAUCCCUGACGCGGGACAUACAGUCGCUGGUGGCCGUAAUGUUUCCGGAGUGCUCUGAGGAAGUCCGGGAGAGCAUCCUCGCCCGGAUCGCAGCCGCCCUUCCCGGCCCGGCGGCCUUCAAUGGCACCGUACCACAGUUUGACGCGGCCUCGGGCGAGCCGCUUCGCCUGCCGCGCAGGUCAUACUUCCGCCACAUCUAUUCCUGGGCCUCGGCUGCUGAUGCCCGCACCUUCCGUGGGCUGUUCGCGAACCCCUUCCUGGUGCGAAUCCACAACAGCCGCCCGAUCGAAGUCAAGAUCCACAUCGAUCCUUACCCUGUCUUCACGGCAGCCAAGGCCCGCAGUGACACGCAUGUGGUGAUUCGGAACGUGCCUCUCGGUGUUCAGGCCGCGAACCUGCGCCAGUCCCUGCUCAACGGCAAAACCGAGGACAAUCUUCCCUGGCUUGCGGACCUUCUGCACUUUCACCGGCUCAAAGACCCCUACGACGGAUCAGCUUACUCUCAGAUGCUUGGCCUUCCCGUCGCGGCUGAAGGAGACCCGACCUUUCAGCGCAUCUCGGCUAUCCUCUGGAUCCCGGAUCAGGUGGAACCUGCCUUCCUCAACAUCACCAGCCACUCGUGCUCUCUGUGCUCCAGUAACCAUCGGCUCGAGGACCAUGCCUGCUUCGCUAUCACCCGACGCAACCGGGUCUCCAACAGGCAGUCCAUCACCGUAUCCGCUCUUCAGGCGGUCAACGGUAACUUUCCCUCCCUUCCCCGGUCUUACCUGGCUUCUCCCUUCUCCCCCCACCUGCUGGUCAUCUCUCCAGCUGAGCUCCCUCUUCCCUUUCAUCACCAGUUUCUGCUACUUCGUUCAUUCUCUGCUAAUCGGUUUCUGGUACUUUCCUUCUCGGCACCGCUGUGCCUGCGCCGCAAGCUCCUCGGCCAGCACGCUGCUUCGGCUGCCUUCAAGAAGGAUCCAGGCCUGCUCCUCAUCGGUCUGGACCUCGAUGUGGAGAUCUGGGCCUGCUCGACCUGCGACUUCGAGUGUGGACUCGCGCUCGACAGUGCGAUGUUCCACCUCAACUCCGAGCAGCACCGCACCAAGCUGCAGGACCCUGCGCUCCUGAACACCACCAAGGACAAGUACGGGGCCUGGAAGGCCGAGACCUUAGUGCAGCACCCCCGCAUCAAGGCUCUUCUGCAGUAG